Messenger RNA from Cooperia oncophora, 270 nucleotides. Lineage: Eukaryota; Metazoa; Nematoda; Chromadorea; Rhabditida; Trichostrongylidae. The record is from the annotation of a GenBank genome assembly.
AUGGAUGUGAAAACUAUGCGAAAACAGUUCUUAUUCGCACUUGCAUGCAGUGUUUUCGCCAUCUUAUCUAUUGUUAUAGCCGUACCACUGGUUCUCACAAGUCUUGAUAAUCUCAAGGCUGAUGUUGAUGGUGACAUGAAGGAGUUCAAGGCAAGUUCUAUUGUUGAAUAUCUGCCAUACUCACAAUGCCUAAAGGCACAUUCCACGAUCAGCGUAGUGGAACAAACCUCCUGGGUGGUGCAGAGGUACGUCAGCUUUACAAGCGACUAA